Messenger RNA from Hevea brasiliensis (rubber tree), 3102 nucleotides. RefSeq names its product cuscuta receptor 1-like. Lineage: Eukaryota; Viridiplantae; Streptophyta; Magnoliopsida; Malpighiales; Euphorbiaceae. Bases 1 to 3102 code for a protein of 1033 amino acids. Gene Ontology annotation, molecular function: protein binding. The transcript is spliced from 12 exons. The record is from RefSeq and is a predicted model, not a curated record.
AUGCGGACAGGAAUACGAACCCCCUUGUACUGGAGGUUGGAAUCAAUAGUGGGCACAUCCCUUAUUAUCUAUUUGGAUUUUUCACCAUGGCCACAACGUGGAUUGAAAGGACUAAUCGAUAUUCAAAAAUUAAGUAAUGGAACAAGCUUGAAGUUCUUGAAUUUAGCUGGCAAUGAAAUUGAAUCUCUUAAAUCGUUCCAAGGUGGUGGUAAAGAGUUACAGAAGCUGAGCAAUUUGGAAUAUCUUGAUUUGAGCUAUAAUCGCCUGGAUAACAAUAGUCUAUCAUCUCUCAGGAGACUUUCAUCUCUCAAGUUUUUGAAUAUGGAAUACAAUCUCUUAGAAGGAUUAAUAAAUAUGGAAGAAUUGGAUGCUUUGGGCAACUUAGAGGUACUAAGCCUAGGAGGAAAUCAAAUUACUAAAGUUGUGGCCUCAAGAGAUAUGAGACUCGUCAGGAAUUUGAGUGCUCUUUUCCUUGAUAACAUUACGACCCAUGGAAGAAGCAGCAUUCAGCUGGAAUUACUGGGAGCAUACCCAUUUCUCAAGACCCUUUCUCUAACAGAUAAUAGCUUCAAAGGAGCAAUAUUUGCUCAAGAGCUGCAUAAUUUGUCAAGCGUGGAAGAGUUGUUUCUGGAUCAUUCCUCACUUGAUGAAGAGUCUUUUAAGAGCUUUGGAGUAUUGCCUUUCCUUAAAUUUUUGUCUAUGAAAGCCCUCAAUGCUACCCUACCUAUUCAAGGGUUGCUGAAUUUCAAAAAUUUGGUGUAUUUGGAUUUGAGUUUUUUUACCCUCCACAACAACUUCUUGAAAGACAUCGGAAAGAUAUCAUCACUUAAGAUUUUAUUAUUGUCGGGAUGUCAACUAAGUGGAACCAUACCUGCUGCCAAAGGUUUAUGCGAGUUAAAACAUCUUCUAAAGUUAGAUAUGAGCAACAAUGAUCUCCGUGGCACAUUGCCUUCAUGUCUAGCAAAUUUAACAUCCCUUCAACAAUUAGAUAUAUCUUCCAAUCACUUCAUUGGAAAUAUCUCCAUAUAUCCCCUGGGGACUCUCACAUCCUUACAUAAAUUACAACUUUCAAGAAACCUAUUCAAAAUUCCAAUCUCACUACUACCGUUCUUUAACCAUUCAAAGCUCAAGUUCUUGGAUUGUCAUGAGAACGAGAUAUAUGCAGAUAUAGAUGUGCCUAAUUUGACACCGAAAUUUCAAUUAGAGACCUUACAUUUGUCUGGUCAAGGAGAUGGUGGAGUGUUUCCCAAGUUCCUCUAUUAUCAGCAUAACUUAGGGCAUGUUGAUCUCUCAUAUAUUAAAAUGAAGGGAGAGUUUCCACAUUGGCUGAUUGGAAACAACACAAAAUUAAACACACUUUACUUGCCUAGUUGUUCUCUAUCAGGGCCUCUCCACUUGCCAAUUCAUUCCCAUGUGCAUUUGUUAGACUUAGAUAUCUCUGACAACAGCUUCAACAGUCCUAUUCCAACAGAAAUUGGAGUACAAUUUCCAAAUUUAUAUUUUCUAAACUUGUCUGGAAAUGGUCUCAUUGGUGACAUUCCUUCAUCAUUUGGGAAAAUGAGCCAAUUGAUAAAAUUAGACUUGUCCAACAAUCGACUAUCAGGCAUAAUACCCCAAGACUUGAUUGUUGGAUGUAUUUCAUUAUUUGAUCUCAUUCUUUCAAACAAUAAUUUGCAAGGCCAAAUAUUCCCAAAACAGGCUAAUUGCAAAGAAUUGGGUCGAUUAUUGUUGGAUGGCAAUCAAUUCACUGGAAGUAUCCCAUAUAGCAUACUUAACUGCACCGGGUUGAAUAUGUUGGAUGUGAGUGAUAAUCAUCUCUUUGGUAGCAUUCCUGGUUGGAGAAGGAAUAUGACUUUUCUUGAAGUCUUGGAUCUAUCAAAGAACAAGUUCUCUAGAACCCUACCAUCUAGCUUUGUCCCUCCACAGAUCAGAGAAGUUUAUUUAUCAAAUAAUAGGCUACAAGGACCACUGACAAAUGCAUUUUACAAUUGUUCUGAAUUAAUGACAUUGGAUCUUAGUCACAACUAUUUCACUAGAAGGAUUCCAGAUUGGAUUGGCAAGUUUCCAAAAUUGAGCUAUCUUCUUUUGGGUUAUAACAAUCUUGUAGGUGAAAUACCAAUUCAGUUGUGCAACUUAGGCCAAUUAAGCUUGGUUGAUCUUUCUAAUAAUAAUCUUUCUGGCCAUGUCCUCCCUUGUAUAACCGCUGCUAGCAAUAAGGUUAGGCAAGAAGAAGUUGGCACAAAUCCGUAUAUGGCUUCAUCUCCAGGGCUUGAUCUGUCCUGCAACAAUUUGACUGGUAAAAUUCCUGCUGAAAUAGGAAAUCUUAACAUGAUCCAGGUGUUAAACCUGUCCCAUAAUAGUUUGACAGGAUUGAUUCCACAAUCAUUUUCAAACUUGAAGCAAAUUGAGAGCUUGGAUCUGUCCUAUAACAAAUUGAAUGGCAAAAUCCCUCAACUCACUCAACUAAAUUGGCUAGCUGUCUUCAGUGUAGCACACAACAAUUUAUCUGGCAAGACACCUGAGAUGGUUGCACAAUUUGCGACAUUCGACAAUAAUAGCUAUGAGGGAAACCCUUUCCUUUGUGGACCUCCAUUGUCUAAAAGUUGCUUUUCUUCAUCAACAAUGCCAAGAGUUUCAGAGGAAGAUAAAAAAGAUCAUAAAAGAGAUGGUGGCUUUAUGGACAUGGAUGCUUUCUAUCAUUCAACCAUGAUGAGUGAGCUGAGUUUAUGUCCUAGUUUGAGUAAGCUAGGAUGGUUGCAGAAUAAUGAGCUGGAGCUGAUUGCAGAGUAUAAUUUAUUACUUGUUUUUAUCAGGGGAUUACAAUGGAAUGAUGAAUCUCAAGAAAUGAUCAGUGGUUCAUUGCUAAAUUCCAUGAAUAAUGAGGGUUUAGUAAAAAGGAAUUAUUUGGAUGAGGUUAUGAUGGAUUCGAUUGUGAUACUGCGAGAAAGAGAAGCUCAAUGCACUGUUGAUGAAGGUGGAUUUUUCAAAAAUGUAUUUCAAGCCAUAGAAUUUCUUCUUUGGCUAGCAAGGAUGAGGGAGCCAUCUUUGAAUGCCAUUGAUUUUGGAUUAUCUGUGUUCGAUGAAGAAGGGAAUGAUCAAUAA